Penicillium oxalicum is the source of this 825-nucleotide messenger RNA. Its product is annotated as SAP18 family protein. Gene Ontology annotation, cellular component: nucleus. Gene Ontology annotation, molecular function: transcription factor binding; transcription corepressor activity. NCBI's taxonomy places the organism in Eukaryota, Fungi, Ascomycota, Eurotiomycetes, Eurotiales, Aspergillaceae. Gene Ontology annotation, biological process: negative regulation of DNA-templated transcription. The record is from RefSeq and is a predicted model, not a curated record. Bases 1 to 825 code for a protein of 274 amino acids. The transcript has a single exon.
AUGGCCAACACCUCGCGAGAUGGCACCUCCAAAGCCCCAAUCAACCGCCAAACGACAACGCCAUUCCACCUGAAGCUUUUCUACCGACUCAACUCCUAUCACUCGCUAUCAGACUACAGUCUCCCUGAGCCUUUGCGCCGCAAUGGUCCCGUCAGUGGCCCGAAUGCCAUCCGCGCUCAAUCACCUCCCUCAACCGCAGCCUCCCUUCCCCCACACCUCGAGAUUUACACAUGGCAGUCAUGUACGCUACGCGAGCUCUCCCAGCUUCUCACCUCUGCCCUCCCGACACUCUUGCCUGAUCCACCUGUGGGCACUCGUCUCUGCUUCCGUUUGAUCUAUCCCGACGCGCGCAGUGCGGCCAUGAUGGGACCCGAUACGCGCGGGCGAUACUUGAGUAGGGACCUAGGCAGUGUCAUUGUGGCCCCGCGAGAAAGCCCCUACCGUGACAGCGAGGACGCAGAUGGACGGACAGAGACUCGGUCACGAGGCGGGCCCUUGCGCUUCCAAGGUUCAGAUGCGGAUAAGGCUCUGCAGGACGUGCGCUUCAUUAUCGGAGAUUACAUUGAAUGUGCCAUUCUACCCCCGUUAGAAGAUGGUUCGGUUGCGCCCAUGGCGCGCAGUAACCCCGGCCCUCCUCCGCCCGUGGGAGGCGGCAUGCGUGCUUUCCGCGAUAACGGAUUCGGGGGACGUGGGCCCCGAGGCGGUCCUCGCGGCGGCGAUCGUGGAGGCCCUCCUGCUCUUCCUAUGGGGGAUUGGAAACGAGGAGAGAGGCUACCAGAAGGAGCUCCUCGAGGCGGAGGUCGCCGAGGAUGGGGCCCGUAUUGA